GACAUGAUGUGGCUCAGAAACAGGUUCCAGGUCGAUCGGGUCCUGAGCCACAUAGAUUUAACAUGUGGCAGCCACAUAAUUUAACCUGUUUCUGAGUCACAUAAAUUUACCCUGCACUGGCCGGCGUCAGCAGCUAGGUCAAUACCCUGCAAAUGCAAGCGUUCCGUUACCUCUAGUCCAGGUCCGCACUGCCGCUACAGUGUGCUAGCUGAGUCUUGGGGUGUGCUGAAUCUCUAUUCGACCUGCCUGCGAGCCAUUCUAGUAGUAUUCUUCUUCGAGAUGUACGCUACCAUGAGAGAUCUCUUGGGUUUCCUGAUCGGAGCAGCCGCCGCCGCGGCGUGUACUGUGCUGCUACUGCCGCCUUCUCCGUGCCCGUGCGGCGUCGCGCUGCCGGCGAAUCAAGAGCUGACAAGCUUGGGUAAUGGGACUCAAACUGACCCCGGCAGCAUCAAGAAGCUUUACGUGGCCGGUACUUCAGCUGAAGACAACCUCCCGGAGCUGCUGGGGAGAGCAGCCAUGGAGAACAAGACCGUCAUAAUGACCCUCACGAACGAAGCGUGGGCGGCUCCCGGCUCGCUCCUGGACCUCUUCCUGGAGAGCUUCCGUAUAGGCAUAAGGACGGAGCCCCUGCUGAAGCAUCUGGUCAUCGUCGCCAUCGACGCCAAGGCGUUCGAGCGGUGCCAACUCGUGCACCCGCUCUGCUACUCCCUCGCCGUAGACGGCAGCAACUUCGCGUCGGAGCAGCCGUACAUGGCCAAGGACUACCUAGACAUGAUGUGGCUCAGAAACAGGUUCCAGGUCCGGGUCCUGGAGCUCGGCUACACCUUCGUCUUCACGGACGUGGACAUCGUCUGGUUCCGCAACCCGCUGCUGCGCAUCCCGGUGGGCGCGGACUUCGCCAUGUCCUGCGACAAGUUCUACGGCAACAACCCGUACGACCUGGACAAGCGGGCCAACGGCGGGUUCGUGUACGCCAAGGCGAGCGCGAGGACGGUCGCGUUCUACGGGGGCUGGUACGAGGCGCGGAAGGCGUACCCGGGCCAGCACGAGCAGUUCGUGUUCGACCAGGUGAAGCGCGCGCUGGCGGCGCGGCACGGCGUGCGGGUGCAGUUCGUGGACACGGCCUACCUCGGCGGGUUCUGCCAGCCCCGGAAGGACUUCCGCAAGCUGUGCACGUUCCACGCCAACUGCCUCGUCGGGCUCAAGACGAAGCUGAAGAAGCUCCGCGGCGUCCUCGACAAGUGGAAGCGGUUCAAGGCCGCGCUUACGGACUGAGCAUCGAUCAGUGUCGAUGUAAGAGCACGGUUAUGUCCUUUCCAGAGGACGUGGCGUGUUCAUUUUAAUGCAAGUCACUACUUUAAGCCCUAACUAGAAA
Messenger RNA from Phragmites australis (common reed), 1375 nucleotides. RefSeq lists its product as uncharacterized. The transcript has 3 exons. Bases 280 to 1275 code for a protein of 331 amino acids. NCBI's taxonomy places the organism in Eukaryota, Viridiplantae, Streptophyta, Magnoliopsida, Poales, Poaceae. The record is from RefSeq and is a predicted model, not a curated record.